ACGAAGAGGCUGACGCUCCUCUGUUUCUCUAUUAUACAUUUCGCUGCUUCCCUCUUUCGCCGCUACUUGUCAACGCUCUUCCGUCGCCAGUUGGAACCAUUCCCAUCCAUGGCUUCCGUUGCGUCUCCUCCUCGCCUUCUCCCUCUCCUUCUCGCUCUCUCCCUUCUCCUCGGUGCCCGCCGCGCCUCCGGCGGCUGCUACUCCGCCAUCUUUAGCUUCGGCGACUCCCUCGCCGACACUGGCAACGCCAUCCGCCUCGGCGGUCUGGGAGGCCCCACCGGCACACCCCCUUACGGCCGCACCUUCUUCAAUCGCCCCACCGGCCGCUUCUCCGACGGUCGCCUUAUCGUCGACUUCAUCGCCCAAGGAUUGGGAUUGCCUCUGUUGCGGCCGUAUCUUGGAGGAGGGAGCAGCGAGGAUUUCCGGCAGGGGGUUAAUUUUGCGGUUGCCGGAGCCACGGCGCUCGAUCUCUCAUUCUUUCGCGAAAAGGGGAUUCAACCUACGUGGACCGAUAAAUCCUUGCAUGUACAGAUCCAAUUGUUCAAGCAAUUGCUGCCUUCGAUCGCUGCUGGUCGGGAUCCCAAGGACGUCUUGAACAGUUCAUUGAUCUUGAUGGGAGAGAUUGGCGGGAAUGACUACAACCAACCCUUCUUCCAAGGAAUAAAAUUGGAUGAAAUAAGACCCUUCGUUCCUAGUGUCAUCAGCGCAAUUAGUUCAGGAAUCAAUGAUUUAAUUGAGCUUGGGGCAAAGACAUUGUUGGUUCCAGGGAACUUUCCAAUUGGAUGUGUUCCAGUUUAUCUAGAUAUCUAUAAGAGCUAUAAUGUUGAAGAAUAUGAAUCAGACACAGGCUGCAUCAAGUGGUUGAAUGAGCUAUCCAAGUAUCAUAAUCGCUUGCUCCUGGCUGAGUUGGAUCGGCUUCGGAAGCUUCACCCAAAUGUCAUGAUCAUAUAUGCUAAUUACUAUGAUGCCAUGAUAAGCUUUUUUCGUGCUCCAGAAGUCUUUGGAUUUAAGGCUCCUCUGCACGCUUGUUGUGGAAGUGACGGCCCAUAUAGUGUCAAUCGAAAUGCUCCUUGUGGUCAUAGAAAUGCAAAGGUAUGCAGUGACCCAUCUAGUUCUGUCUCCUGGGAUGGCAUUCACCUAACCGAGGCAGCUUAUGGGACAAUCGCAAGCAGCUUGUUAGAAGGACCCCAUGCCAAUCCUCCGUUAACCCGGGCAUGCUCAAGCACUCGACAGAACGCAGUGGAUGACUUCUAGCCAACUUAAAUCAGGUACGAUACACAAUUUAUUAGGAACAAUACACCUCCAUGGUUAUUCUGCCUCCAGGUGAAAGUUGAUGGUCGGAGUCAUGAUAGGUCAAAUCUACGUUCCUUUCGUUUAUGUAUUUAUAAUUUUCGAUGGUAGAUACCACAAUGUUAACUUAUAAGAGACCGUAUAUCUGUGAUUCAAUCUCACAGCAGAGUGGAUAGUGUGAUUGCUUUAAAA
Messenger RNA from Musa acuminata subsp. malaccensis (wild Malaysian banana), 1482 nucleotides. Its product is annotated as GDSL esterase/lipase At1g28600. Gene Ontology annotation, molecular function: hydrolase activity, acting on ester bonds. NCBI's taxonomy places the organism in Eukaryota, Viridiplantae, Streptophyta, Magnoliopsida, Zingiberales, Musaceae. The record is from RefSeq and is a predicted model, not a curated record.